Diuraphis noxia (Russian wheat aphid) is the source of this 3267-nucleotide messenger RNA. RefSeq names its product cubilin-like. The record is from RefSeq and is a predicted model, not a curated record. Gene Ontology annotation, molecular function: protein binding. Gene Ontology annotation, cellular component: plasma membrane. Lineage: Eukaryota; Metazoa; Arthropoda; Insecta; Hemiptera; Aphididae.
CGCCGCYGCCGCUUCUGCUUACCUCGCGCCAGACCCGCGUACGACGCGCAACCCAACAACAACAACAAUCGUCGCGCGCGCUACAGUGCUUUGCGCUAUUGUAGCGUAGGCGUAUCAUUAUAAUAUCGCAUCGCUGUAAUAUACGUACGACGCGGUUUUUCGGCCGGCAACGAUCGACGGUACAACCAAAACGAACAAGACGACCAAGACGCAUCGCCACCGGGAUUGACCUAGUUAUUUUUCCCGUUGUUUUUACUCUCGGGUUUUUCGGGUUUUUCCGUUUUAGUCUCGAGCCCCCCAUCCCCCUUCACCUCCUCGCCAAUGUCCGCUCGCUAACCAAUAAAUUGCUCAACAAUCGCCGUCGUAUCCAUACCGAUCCUAACGACGGGGUGCGUGCUGCUGCAUUGGAAUACAUUAUACACACACACACACACACACACACGGCAUACCGCAUACCGCAUACCGCAGUUUACAGAACCGGACCGUAGACGCUCACCUGCAAGUAUACCGCGACACGCACUUCGAACGGGGCGCGUGCUGCGCGAGUUCGAUCGAUCACCGGGAUACGCAUUAGCUCGUUAGAUGUAACUUUCCGGAUGACGAUUUGACAUUGCCAUUGAAACCAUACUGCCUUGCCGCUAUGGACAUAACAUGGCCGAAGACUAUUGGCAUGCCGGUAGCAGAUUUAUGGUGCCCUUGUCGUCAUUGUUGUUGUUGUUGUUGUUAUCGGUAUGCGCUAGUGCUCAGAGAACGCUGUCGUCGUCCGGAUGUGACAAGACGUUUGUGAGCAACGACGGUCCGCAGAAUGGCACSUUCCGGGCUCCGGAGUUCACCAACAUCUACGGCGAGUCCAAAGUGUGCGUGUUUACGUUCGUGGCCGCCUCGCAUCAGAAGGUCUUCGUGUCGUUCACCGCGUUCAAGCUCCGAAGCACACCUCCAGAAUGCGUGCACGAAUACGUGGACGUAUACUCGGAGGUUCAACAAGUCGAUACGGAAGAUUUGAUAAAUUCACCGUUUGGAGGUAGAUACUGCGGCCUAAUCCCACCGAGGGACCGGACGUCGUUGUACAGAACAGUAGCGUUUAGCUUCUACACGGACAAGAAUUCGACCACGUCAUCUUUGUUCGAGGGCUACUAUUCGUUCAACAACGACUCCGCAUUUCAACUGGGAACGCCGUCGCCGAUCAGCCCGUGUUCRUUCGUCGUGAAUUCUAAUGUGAAAAAAAUAGGCACCAUACUCACGCCGACGUACCCGGGCAUAUAUCCCAAAGGAAUGAAAUGUACAUAUUUAUUUCACGGACAAGCCAACCAAAGGGUCCGAUUAGAAUUCCGAGACUUUGACUUAUUUUACGGAGGUCCACACUGUCCUUUUGACAUCGUAAGCAUUUAUGACGGAUCAAAUGCUACAAGUCCUUUGAUCGGCCAGUACUGCGGUCAACAACGAAAUUUAGUGGUCUACUCUACUAAAAAUUAUUUAUACGUAACUUUCGACACACUUCAUAGGGCCGCAAAUACACAGAACCGUGGUUUCAAAGGCAUGUUUGAGUUCAGCGAAAGUUUYGUGAAACUUGAUUUUAUCGGGAUAAACGACGGAGAACACGUCCGAGGCACCGAAUGUGAUCAAAAAGUCUUAAGUAAACGGACCUCAACGGGUUUCAUAUAUAGCCCAAACUAUCCGUUUCCGUACAUCCCAAAAAUUGUGUGCCGGUAUUUCGUUUACGGUCUCGAAGGUGCACAGGAUUUGGAAAGAGUUAAGCUAGAAUUCCAAAAAUUCAACAUACCCAAAGCACAUCUCAACGAACAAGAGUGCACGGACGGUUACCUAAAACUAUAUUUGAGAGGCCAAGAAGCCAUGGACCUGUAUGACAAGUUUGACUACGAAAUGUGUGGUGACGAGGCUGACGAAAAGGUAGUGACGAGUGAAGGGGCUAGACUAGCAAUGGUUUUUAGUAGUGGUGAACUACACGGUCGAGGAUUUAAAGCCAAAUAUACGUUCGAAACUGAAUAUCUUAUACCCGGAACGGCUGCACCGAACGGUACGUGUCAUUUUACUUACCGUAGCGAGUCCAAGAAACGAGGAGAUUUCAACUCRCCUAGACAUCCGGCCAACUAUCCCAACGGGCUGAAUUGUACGUAUCUAUUCUURGCUACGCCCAACGAACAGGUCACCGUGAUAUUCGAUCAGUUCAAAAUCAAAGUUGACGAAAACAACAUUUCAUUAGUCCAAUUUGGGGUGUUUGUUUGCAAAGAGGACUGGCUCGAAAUAUAUAACAUUUACAAAGAUGGCACGGAGAAAAUUGUCGGUAGAUAUUGUGGCAUGACAGCCCCUGGACCGUUGGAAUCGAAUCGAGGCGCRAUCGGCCUAAAGGUGCUACUGCACACGAACUCGGAAGGUGUCUCUAGUGGCUUUAAGGCCAGAUAUUUUUUCGACGACGCCAAACCGAUAUUCGGUGAUUGUGGUAGUAAUAUCAGUAAUGCAGAUUCUGGAAAGGUGCAGAGUCCGAAUUUCCCGCUCAAAUAUACUGCACCGGAGAAAGGAAUGCCGAGCAGAACGUGCAAUUGGUUUAUAAACGUCAGGCCCAAUUACAAAAUACUGCUCAACUUUGUCUCGUUCUCGGUGGAAGGAGAGCCGGCAACCAGAGGCUGUGCGACGGCAGUUGUCAGACUUUGGCCGUCCAUAGAAGAACCGCCGUUGGAGUUGUGUGGUGAAAAGCCCAUUGAGUCGUGGCAAUUUCUAUCCGAAUCUAAUCAGUUCAGGAUAAGCUUUGUCGUGGCCGAUAAAUCGGGCAACGGUACCGGAUUCGCUGCGACUUGGACCGAAGUAUUGGACAAUUCCGACUCGUGUCCGGGGUUUCAAUGCGAAAACUCAAGUUACUGCAUAUCCAAUCAGUUGAGGUGCAACAACGUGAUGAAUUGCGGGUCCAACGACGUGUCAGACGAGAUCAACUGUGAGUAUUAUUUACUAGAGCCAUUGUAACAACGUGAAUGUCAUUGACCCCCGACGAGGACUUGAAAAUAGGAAAAAAUAGGGCCGCAUCAUAGCGUCGCAUUUACUCAAGUCGAACAAAAAUCAUAUGAAUACAACAUUAUUAUAUUGUUGUUGAUGGUCGUUUAGAUUUUUCCAUUUACGGGGAAAAUCGUCGAGAUCGUUAGGCAACCUAAUGUACAUUUAACGAUAUUUUCCGCCUACRUUUCGGGGGAUAUACUUUCAGUGGCCGAUCUGUUUUUGAUAAUGUUCUCCUUGUUGAGCUGUUAAAAUGAAUCACGC